AUGGCUCGAAUGAAUUAUUUGACUGCAUCAAAUAGAAAGUAUCUUCCUCCAUCAAUCGAUCAACGUUCGCUAUUUAGAUGGAUACCCACAAUCUUCAAAAUUAAUGAUGACGAGAUUAUUCAAUACGCGGGUUUAGAUGCAUACGUGUUUCUAGGAUUUUUCAAAAUGAGCAUAAAGCUUUUGACAUUUUGCCUUCUUUUUUCUGCCGCCGUCAUUUCUCCGGUGAGAUACUAUUUCACAGGAAACUAUGAUGAUGAUAAUCCAAAUAGUGGAGACCAUUAUAAUGGAACCGCAAUUAUAUCGGGAUCGUAUUUCGAUGUGCUUAGGAAGAAGAAGUCUAAAAACGAUUGGAAUAUCGGAAUAGAUAUGGAAAGGCCAUAUCUUGGAUUAUACGUUAUCUUUGCGUUUGUUUUCACUUAUGCAACCAUCUAUUUCCUGUUUGAUCACGCGAAUAAGGUGAUUAAGAAAAGACAAGAGAUUUUGGGAAACCAAUGCUCCGUGACAGAUAGGACAAUUAAGAUUACAGGAGUUCCUCCAGAACUUCGGAAUGAGCGUGCUCUUAGAAAUACGAUUGACUGCUUGGGUAUUGGCAAGACAGAUAAAAUUGUCAUUUGCAAGGAAUGGAAACCGCUUGAUAGACUUUACAGGCAACGGCGGUAUGUUAUGGAGAAGCUUGAAACUGCAUGGGCUCAGUACUUGGGAGACACUAUCACAACACAUUCUUUCAAUGUAAGACCGUUUGCGUCGAGUUCUUAUGCCUUGAACAAUAGGGAAGGUAUGUAUCAGGAUAAUCCGGCUGAUGCUAACGAUGAUGGUGAUGAAUCCAUUACUAGAUCUGAUAACUCUCAGGAAGGAGCAGUCAGCAUCACAUCAGAUGGCCAAAUAAGUGAUGUUGAAGCUCAGAGAAGCACUCAGAAUAUAACAGAUUUCCUCAGUCUUUCUGAUUCUGCCACAAAUUACCACCAAAGACCUUUGGUCAAGUUGGGACUAUUUGGACUUGUUGGUCGGGAGGUGGAUGCAAUCGAUCAUUUCACACAACAACUGCGUGCCAUCGAUAAUGAGAUACUCAGUGCAAGAACAGACCAUUAUGCUUCCACUCCUACAGCCAUGGUCACAAUGAAUUCGGUUGCUGCAGCGCAGAUGCUUGCCCAGGCAGUGCUAGAUCCCAGAAUUAACUAUUUAAUAACGACACCGGCACCUGCACCUAGAGAUAUCAUAUGGGAAAAUCUCACUAUGCCAAGAAAGACACGGGCCUUUAAGCAGGCAGUCAUAACUAAUAUCACUGGAAUUUUAGGCUUCAUUUUUGUUAUUCCAGUCGGUUAUCUUGCAACUUUACUUAACAUGAAGACGAUACGGAAGUUCUGGCCGGCCUUGGGAAACCUUCUUACAGAUCAUCCUUGGGCACAGGAUCUUGUGAUAAACUUGCUUCCGGUUUAUCUUUAUACGCUUUUAAACUUCAUUAUCCCAUACAUUUACGUCUGGUUGUCAUCGAAACAAGGCUUUCUUUCUCAUGGUGAUGAGGAGCUUUCAGUCGUUUCCAAGAACUUCUUUUACGUGUUUGUCAACAUGUUUCUAGUCUUCACAAUGGCUGGAACAGCAUCCAAUUACUGGGGUUAUCUCAGUGAUUCGAAGAAGCUUGCAUUACAGCUGGCCGCCUCAUUAAGGAGUUUGUCAUCGUUUUAUGUAGAUACCAUUCUUCUUCAAGGUAUGGGUAUGCAUCCUUUUAAACUUCUUUUAAUGGGACAGCUUUUCCGAUUUCCGUUCUUUCGGGCUAAAUGCAAAACGCCAAGGCAUUAUCUCAACUUAUACAAACCACCUCUCUUCAACUUUGGCCUCAAUCUUCCAAUUCCAAUGCUGACCUUGAUCAUCACACUAUUGUAUAGCGUUAUGUCCACAAAGAUUCUCUCGGCUGGAUUGGCUUACUUCAUCGUUGGAUUCUACGUUUACAAAUUUCAGCUUAUAUAUUCAUGCAUACAUCCCCAGCACUCAACAGGCCAGGUCAUGCCAAUUAUAUUUAGGAGGGUUAUUCUUGGCCUUUUACUAUUCCAGCUAACAGUUGCAGGAACUUUAGCUCUUUCAAACAGUUGGGUUUUCUGCCUUUUUCUUGCACCAUUGCCCUUCAUAACACUUUCAGUGUGGUGGUUGUUUGAAAAAAAUUAUAAGCCUUUGAGUUACUUCAUUGCUUUGCGUGCAAUUGAUAGCUCGGAUAACUCUGCAGAAAGUGCUACUUCAACCGGAGUGUACAAUACUUCUUCUGGUGGUGUUAUGUCAUCAUCUCUCAACUCCUCUUCUUUACUGAACCGUCAUUCCCAUCAACUUUCUAAGAAAACAAGCACUAUAGAUGAAAGAAGAGAGUUCAAUCAGACAUACGUUUACCCAAACUUGGUUCAGCCGUUAGAUGGGCCAUGGCUUGCAAUUGAUAACAACCAGGUUCUGAUGGCAUCAGAAGAUGGAAUCACUCGCAAAAGGUUAUUGUAUGAAGAAUGCUAG
Messenger RNA from Brettanomyces bruxellensis, 2490 nucleotides. RefSeq lists its product as uncharacterized. The transcript has a single exon. NCBI's taxonomy places the organism in Eukaryota, Fungi, Ascomycota, Pichiomycetes, Pichiales, Pichiaceae. Gene Ontology annotation, molecular function: calcium-activated cation channel activity. Bases 1 to 2490 code for a protein of 829 amino acids. The record is from RefSeq and is a predicted model, not a curated record. Gene Ontology annotation, cellular component: plasma membrane.